Molecule: messenger RNA, 498 nt
Organism: Erigeron canadensis
Lineage: Eukaryota; Viridiplantae; Streptophyta; Magnoliopsida; Asterales; Asteraceae
Exons: 1
Coding region: 1-498 (165 amino acids)
Source: RefSeq, a predicted model, not a curated record
AUGGAAUUUGGGCCUGGCCUCCUGGAUAGACUGGAUAGUAAUCAUAUUCUUAGGACUGUUGAGGUUCCAAACAUUCAGCUGGACGAUAAUGACAAAGUCAUGUGGUUAUCUAAUAUGAAUAAGAAGAUGAGCUUUUCAACCGAACAGACUUGGAUGGAUCUUAGAACAAACUGGCCAAAUGUUGUAUGGAAGAAUGUAGUAUGGUAUAGUCGGUUUAUUCCAAAACAUGCUUUUAUUUUAUGGUUGGCGGUCCAGGGGAAGUUAAUGACUCAAGACAGAAUUGCAAGAUGGCAAAGCAAGGGUGGAAUACAAUGUGCUCUGUGUAAGAUAAGUGCCGACAGUCAUGAGCAUCUUUCCUUUCAAUGUGAGUAUGCUAGAGGGGUCUGGAAUGAAUUAGAGCCUUUGAAAUACAGAUUGGGUAUUGUGUAUGAUCUGCAAGAUUUGGUCAGUUCAAUUGCUAUUUUAGAAAAGUGUGAAAAAUAUAGAAUUGGUGGAUAA